ACCGAGUUUGCAAAAUAAAAAUGUAUUAUAAAGGUGACAGGCAUCACUUUAUCUUUUUAUUUUGGGCAAACACUAUGUUAAAUUUUAAUAAAUAGUAUGUGCGAUAUGAACCAAUUAUAGGGAAAUGAUUAAAGCUAAUGAAGCGUUAGGCAACAAUGUAGAUAUGCCUCAUAUAUCCUCUAUUCUAUCAUCAAACAAUUCAUCAAUAUUUUUAUCGUCUCCUUCCCCCUUUUCAAGUCCAUCAAAUUCAUCACUCUCAAAGCAAUUACCAAAUAAUCAACCAACACCUCCAAAUAUCUUGCCAUAUCAGGAGAAUAUAGGUGGAACAACUUAUUUUUACAGAGGAGAUAAUGUAAACACAUCUAUAAUUUCGCCUAUCAAUCAUUACGAUUCUCCCAGCAAUUCAAAUGUUAAUCAUUCACCUGUAGCUAUGUUAAAUAACUUUUCGAAUCCUAAUAGAUCAUUGGCUAGAAAUUCAACUUCUUCUCAUCUGUAUUACUCUAAACAAAUGACAUCUGAUGUUCCCCAAUUGAACUUAAUGAAUAUAGCGCCGUCUUCCUUGCCACCUUCACUCUCCGCCUCCCCCUUUUUUACCGAGGCGAAUUUGGCUCGUCACUUACGUCAACCACGUCACCCGACUUCCUUUUCUAACCAAUCAAAUCCUUAUUUCGGACUAGUUCUCGAUGACCGAUACCACUCGCUCGAACCCCUACGUAGCGACUACCACGAAAAAACGAGAAGAAAUAACAGCUGUGAUGGGGAUUCCCCUAAAAAGCGAGUUUCUUUGUUCAAAGCCAUAGAUGUUACGGAUGGCCACCCUGAUUGCCUCGCCAGAAUACACGAUUACUCGCUGUCUAACGUGAAAAUGAGGAAAGCUCUUACGAAUUGGAAAAAGUUUGAACACAUCAAUUGCGUUAAACUUAAGGAAGUUUUCUCCACCAAGGCCUUCGGAGAUUCAUCCUUGGUAUUCGUGUACCAGUACCACCCUUCUUACGUGACUCUGAGGGACUAUUAUUACUCUCUCAAAUCCCGCAAACCUAAUAUGGCCAGUAGCAACCUGCGUGGCGGCAUGAACAUUGAUUCCCAAAACGUGUCCCUAAAUUCACCGGACGAAGGCGAUAUAUGGAAUUUCGUGAUUCAAAUUAGCGGGUCCUUGAGACGCAUUCAUUCCUCCAACCUUUAUUGUGGCGGGUUGGAUGGCAUAAAGCCCUCCAAAAUUCUCAUAGACCCACUGGACCAAAAGAUAAAACUAAAUUGCCUGGGUAUGGUCGAGAUUCUCAAUAGCGAAAACGAUUCCUCAAACAACGCCCCACUUGCUGUAACCCAUUUUCAACAAGAAGAUCUCAAGGCCACCGGUCGUCUCAUAUUAUCAAUGACCACGAGCGAUUCUUAUACACCCAUUUGUGAUAACACCGUUAUAAAUAAUGGCGGGGCCGGAAGUGGAGGCGGAAACAAUAAUAAAUGGAUGAUCCAUGCGCUUAAAAGCGCUCUGACUUCAACCCGCUAUUGCGACGAUCUAAAGAACAUCUUGCUCUAUCUCCUAACCCCACCAGUUCAAAACACUUUCAACGAAAAUCAGACCAAAAACAGGAAUGCGUCGCCUCAAAAAACCGCGCUAAAGAGCGUGAACGAUAUCAUGCCUAUGAUAGGUGCCAGGUUCUACGCCCACAUAGAGAAGUCUGCGCAACAGUACGCCUACAUCAAGGACCAACUAUCACUAGAACUCGAAAACGGUAGAAUUUUUAGACUGUUAUGCAAAUUGAACACCAUAGUGGAAAGGCCGGAACAUAAUAUGGACGUUUCAUGGUCCGAGACAGGUGAUCGAUACUUGCUCAAGUUAUUCAGGGAUUUCUUGUUUUACUCUCGCAAACAUGAUGGUACUCCAUUUUUGGACCUAUCUCACAUUAUUAUUCACCUCAACAAAUUGGACACUGGCAACCAGGACAGGAUAACACUAACCUCGAGGGAUGAAAGAAACAUGAUAAUAGUUUCAUAUGCCGAUCUCAACAAAUGCCUCCAAAGUUCCUUUUCCGAGCUUUUCGCUGAAAGUUGAAUGACGAAUAACCUCCCCCACCCCUCCUAA
Gordionus sp. m RMFG-2023 is the source of this 2083-nucleotide messenger RNA. RefSeq names its product PAN2-PAN3 deadenylation complex subunit pan3-like. NCBI's taxonomy places the organism in Eukaryota, Metazoa, Nematomorpha, Gordioida, Chordodea, Parachordodidae. Bases 125 to 2053 code for a protein of 642 amino acids. Gene Ontology annotation, biological process: nuclear-transcribed mRNA poly(A) tail shortening; mRNA processing. The transcript has 13 exons. The record is from RefSeq and is a predicted model, not a curated record. Gene Ontology annotation, molecular function: poly(A) binding. Gene Ontology annotation, cellular component: PAN complex; P-body.